Messenger RNA from Ilyonectria robusta, 1073 nucleotides. RefSeq lists its product as uncharacterized. The transcript has a single exon. Gene Ontology annotation, cellular component: cytoplasm. Lineage: Eukaryota; Fungi; Ascomycota; Sordariomycetes; Hypocreales; Nectriaceae. The record is from RefSeq and is a predicted model, not a curated record. The coding region runs from base 287 to 640 and encodes 117 amino acids.
UCUCUCCUAAGCUUCCAGCUCGUGGAGUGAUUGAUGGUUCAGGGUUCAACGUCCAGCGUCAGGCUCUUGCUCUGCGCACCCAGGAAACGAUCAGACGGGGAAUCGACCGCCAAUAAAGCUGCAGGUCUCGGGCUACGGGAUGUAAUGGUCAUCCAAACGGGCAUUACCCCUCACAAUAGAUAUUCCGCCUGACGCAUCAGCUCCAGCCUUUGCGCCAACCUUUCACCAACUUUGUACCCAUCAACCUUAGACCCUGGGGACAGGGCACGCGGCACGCGGCAUUGUGAUGGCGUCGUCUAGCGCCGCCAUCCGCUUCGUCACUGGGACCAAAAAGUCACCCGUCGGCAGCGUCCACCUGCAGCUCCACGUCAAGCCUGGCGCCAGCAAGAACCGUGAGGGCGUCCUUGCCGUCACCGACGAUGCCAUUGAGAUUUGCGUCGCCGCACAGGCAAGGGAGGGCGAGGCCAACAAGGCCGUCGUCCAGGUCCUCAGCUCUGCGCUGGGCGUUCCAAAGUCGAGGCUGCAACUGACACACGGCAUGAAGUCACGCGACAAGACGGUUGUCUUGGGAGAUAUCAAGGGUGAUGGGGAGGAGUUUGCGAAAACAAUUCGGGAGCUGCUGGACAAGGCCGUCGAAUAAACUUGCAUCCAGACCAUCCCUUCGGAGUACCAAGAUUCCUCCUCACUCAGGAUGCAUUUUCAACCAACAGUCCACAGCUAUCCCUUCCAGGAUUACACCACAGUGAAUUCUACCAAGCGCCGCAGUUUGCAAGUCACGGAUUGAGAUGCCGUGCAUUUCACCUUUUGUUCAAAGACUUGGCCUGAAUCCGGGUCGUCACAAGCAAUUUGUUGAAUCGAGACGGCCAUUUUCAAUGCAUGCAACCCACAUGACGACCCAAUUGAGCUUGUACACCCCAACGCCACUGUGUUUGCACUUUCUUUCUUCACAGAGUUCGAGGAAUCGAAAGCGAGCCCCACCAGGUCAACUUGGUACCAAAUCAGCGCCGGUAAAGGACCAUGGCCUGUACAACACCAAAUUAGAGCAUCACUUUCAUCAGUAGCGGAAACAAGCC